Molecule: messenger RNA, 627 nt
Organism: Melozone crissalis (California towhee)
Lineage: Eukaryota; Metazoa; Chordata; Aves; Passeriformes; Passerellidae
Product: acetyl-coenzyme A thioesterase-like
Exons: 7
Coding region: 1-627 (208 amino acids)
Cellular component (GO): extracellular exosome
Molecular function (GO): acetyl-CoA hydrolase activity
Source: RefSeq, a predicted model, not a curated record
AUGUGCCGGGCCAUGCUGCCUGCCCACGCCGGGCCCCGCAGGGAGCUGGGCGCGGGGCUGCUUCUGCGAUGGAUGGACGCCGCCGCCUGCCUCGCAGCUGAGAAACAUGCUGGGGUGUCCUGCGUGACAGCAUCCAUGGAUGACAUUCAGUUUGAAGAGGCUGCCAGGGUUGGACAAAUUAUUGCCAUCAGAACAAAGGUGAACAGAGCAUUCAAAACCAGCAUGGAGGUUGGCAUCAAGGUGACAGUACAGGAUGUUUUGACUAAUGCUGAAAAGAUUGUGAGUGUGGCAUAUGCAACAUAUGAGGCCAAACCAGUUGGUGGUGGAAAAAUUGAGUUAAAACCUGUACAGCUUCUGUCUGCAGAAGACCACCUGGAGCACAUCCUGGCUAUUGAGAGGAGAAUAAUCCAUCUGGGCUAUGUCCAGGUCUUUCAGAAGCUGAUGCAGGAGAGCAAUAAGGAAGAUACUUGUGAAGACAAAGAUGCAGUUUCAACUGAGCAUACCCACGUACAGAGCACUGAGCUUGUCCUGCCUCCUCAUGCAAACCAUCAUGGAAACACUUUUGGUGGCCAGAUCAUGCCUUGGAUGCAGACAGUGGCAAGCAUUUCAGCAAGAAUGGAUGCAUAA